Molecule: messenger RNA, 6537 nt
Organism: Trifolium pratense (red clover)
Lineage: Eukaryota; Viridiplantae; Streptophyta; Magnoliopsida; Fabales; Fabaceae
Exons: 9
Coding region: 547-6246 (1899 amino acids)
Molecular function (GO): ADP binding
Source: RefSeq, a predicted model, not a curated record
GAUAUAGUCAAAAUGGGUUCUCAUUGUUGGACGGAAGGAAUAGUACAUAAUAGGCCACCAUUUUUACCGUUGGAUUGAUCACAUCAUACAAUGAUACCAUGUACCGACCACACAUAAUAAUUUUCCCAAUUCCCUCCACAAUCCAAAUCAACUCUCUCUCAAUGGUCUUUCCUCGAACACCUCGUGUGCAAUAGAAAUUGAACCAGAUUACGCACGCCAAGAAAAAUUGCUUGCAACGGUUGAGAUCGGAGUCAUAAUGUUUUCGACGUCUGCGCAAAAUGAUGCUUUACAAGGCGGUGGUGGAGAUGCAGGCAGAAGCUUCUUCGAGGUGAAGAUUGAGAGCAAAUCAUUCAUAAAAGCAUUGUAGCAACAUGAUUCUGAAAAAUCUUCCGCCGGACCUCAGGAUUUCAAUGUGUCUGCCGGCGAUAAUGUCCGCUGCACGUGAAAGAGAUGAUGGUGGUUGAUGACUAAGGGUUGGAGAUUGGAGCAUCCUUCAAAACAGUAGUAACAAACUUGUGCUGAAAUUCUACAAAACAAGGCUAACUAAUGGAAUACCUUUAUGGAGUUGCGUCUGCUGUUUCAAGAGAUUUGGUGUGUGGUGUAAUAGGUCAAUUACGUUAUCCCUGCUGCUUCAACAAAUUUGUUCAAGACCUCGCAAAAGAAGAAGGUAAUUUGGCUGCAACAAGAGAUGGUGUCCAAGACCGCGUUACACAAGCCAAGAAGCAAACUAGGAAGACUGCUGAGGUUGUUGAUAGGUGGUUGAAGGAUGCUAACCAUGUCAUGGACGAUGUUGAUCAGUUACUACAAAUGGCAAAAACAGAAAAUAACUCAUGUCUCGGGCACUGUCCAAAUUUGAUUUGGCGAUACCGUGUAGGCAGGAAGUUAGCAAAUAAAAAAAGAGACCUUAAACUGCGCAUUGAAGAAGGUAGACAAUAUAUACAGAUUGAACGCCCUGCUUCACUUUCAGCAGGCUAUUUUUCUUCUGAAAAAUGUUGGGAGUUUGAUAGUAGAAAACCUGCUUAUGAGGAACUUAUGCGUGCUUUGGAAGAUGAUGAUGUUACUAUGAUUGGAUUGUAUGGGAUGGGGGGUUGUGGUAAAACAAUGCUUACAAUGGAAGUAGGCAAGAGAUGUGGUCAUCUUUUUGAUCAAGUGGUUUUUGUGCCUAUAUCUAGUACUGUAGACUUGGAAAGGAUCCAGGAAAAAAUUGCAGGCUCUCUUGAAUUUGAAUUCCAAGAAAAAGACGAAAUGGACAGAUCACAACGCUUAUGCAUGAGGUUCAGACAAGAAGAUAGGGUUCUUGUGAUUCUGGAUGAUGUGUGGCAGAUGCUAGAUUUUGAUGCCAUAGGGAUUCCUUCUAGUGAACAUCAUAAAGGUUGCAAGGUUCUCAUUAGCAGUAGAUCUGAAGCAGUUUGUACUUUGAUGGAUUGCCAGAAAAAAAUUCAUCUAUCAACACUAACCAAUGAUGAAACGUGGGAUCUUUUCCAAAAGCAAGCACUAAUAUCUGAAUGCACUUCGAUUACUGUACAGAGUUUGGCAAGACAAAUUUCAAAUGAAUGUAAAGGCUUGCCCGUCGCCAUUGUAGCAGUGGCUAGCAGCUUGAAAGGUAAGGCUGAGGUGGAAUGGAAGGUUGCAUUGAAUAGAUUGAGAAGUUCGAAACCUGUUAAUAUCGAAAAAGGUUUGCAAAACCCGUACACAUGCUUGCAGUUAAGCUAUGAUAAUCUGGACACUGAAGAGGCCAAGUCACUAUUCUUGUUGUGUUCCGUGUUUCCUGAAGAUUGUGAAAUUCCUGUGGAGUUUUUAACUAGGUCUGCAAUAGGGCUAGGCAUAGUUGGAGAAGUUCACUCAUAUGAAGGGGCAAGGGAUGAAGUGAGUGUGGCGAAAAAUAAGCUCAUAAGUUCUUGUUUGUUGCUAGAUGUUGAUGAAGGAAAAUGUGUCAAAAUGCAUGACUUAGUUCGCAAUGUAGCUCAUUGGAUUGCGCAGAAUGAGAUUAAAUGUGCCUCGAAGAAGGAUGUUAUGACUUUGGAACAUACUUCACUAAGAUAUCUAUGGUGUGAGAAAUUUCCAAAUAAUUUGUAUUGUUCCAGUCUUGACUUUCUACACAUUCACACACUUACACAAGUAUCAGAUGAAACUUUCAAAGGAAUGGGAAUGCUCAGAGUUUUGUUUCUUUACAACAAGGGUCGGGAGAGAAUGCCAUUGUUGACUACAUCGUUAAAAUCGUUGAUGAAUCUUCGUUGCUUACUCCUGAGUAAAUGGGAUUUAGUUGAUAUCUCGUUUGUGGGAGAUAUGAAGAAACUUGAAAGUCUUACAUUGUGUUAUUGUUCAUUCCUUGAAUUACCUGAUGUUGUUACAGAAUUGACUAACUUGAGAUUGUUGGAUUUGUCAGAAUGUGACAUGAAAAUGAAUCCGUUCGAAGUGAUUGGGAGACACAGACAGCUGGAAGAAUUGUACUUUACUGACUGUAGAUCAAAAUGGGAAGUUGAAUUCUUAAAAGAGUUUAGUGCCCCCCAAGUAUUACAGAGGUAUCAAAUACAAUUAGGAAGCAUGUUUUUCGGUUUCCAAGAAGCGUUUCUCAAUCAUCACAGAACUUUGUUUCUCAGUUAUUUGGAUGUAUAUAAUGCCGCGACCGCGAUCAAGGAUUUGGCUGAAAAGGCAGAGGUCUUGUGUAUAGCCGGUAUUGAGGGAGGUGCUAAAAGUAUCAUGCCUGACAUAUUUCGAAGUAUGAACCAUUUAACUGAGCUUUGGAUACGCGAUUCUAAGGGGAUAGAGUGUUUGGUUGACACUUGUCUGAUCGAGGUAGGAACUCUCUUCUUCUGCAAGUUGCAUUGGUUGAGAAUUGAGCACAUGGAGCAUCUGGGAGCUUUAUACAAUGGUCGAAUGCCUCUAGGUGGCCAUUUUGAGAAUUUAGAAGACCUAUAUAUAAGCCAUUGUCCAAAGCUAACAUGUCUCUUCACACUUGCAGUUGCUCAAAAUCUGGCACAACUUGAGAAUUUACAAGUAUUAUCUUGCCAUGCACUGAAGCAUAUACUAAUUGAUGACGAUGAUGAUAGAGAGGAGAUAAUUGUAUAUGAUCACAGACCGUUGUUUCCAAAAUUAAAAAGGCUUCAUGUUAGAGAGUGUAGUGAGCUGGAAUACAUAAUCCCAAUCACGUUAGCUCAUGGUCUUGUACUUUUGGAGUGUUUGGAAAUCGUAUGUAAUCAGAAGUUGAGAUAUAUAUUUGGCCAAAGCACACACAAAGCUGCUCAGAAUCAGAAUCAAGUCAAGAUCGAGCUGUCGGCCCUGGAAGAGCUUACUCUUGUUAUGUUGCCAAAUAUCAAUAGCAUUUGUCCCGAAGAUUGUUAUCUAAUGUGGCCAUCCCUGCUCAGUUUCAAUUUGCGAAAUUGUGCAGAGUUUUUCAUGGUGUCUAUCAAUACUUGCAUGGCUUUACACAACAAUCCGAUGAUCAAUGAAGCCUCGCAUCAAACUCUGCAAAAUAUAAGAGAAGUUCGAGUCAAUAACUGUGAGUUAGAAGGCAUCUUUCAGCUAGUAGGACUACCCAUUGAUGGAGAAAAAGAUCCACUAAUGUCAUGUUUGGAAAUGUUGUAUUUGGAAAAUCUACCUCAGCUCAGGUAUGUAUGUAAGAGUAAUGUAGAAUCAACAAACAUCCAAUUCCAAAAUCUUCAACAAAUGGAGAUAUGUGGAUGUCGAAGAUUAAAAUUUAUCUUCUCAUCCUUUAUGGCUGGAGGGCUACCUCAACUGAAAGCGCUAAAGGUAGAAAAGUGCAACCAGCUAGAUCAAAUCGUUGAGGAUAUUAGCACUGCAAUUCCUUUAGGAUCAUUUGGCCUUCCCAGCCUUGUAAGGUUAACACUAAUAUCAUGUCCGAUGCUGGGUUCACUGUUUACAGCAUCCACUGCUAAAACCUUGACUUCAUUGGAAGAAUUGACAAUAGAAGAUUGUCAUGGUUUAAAACAAUUAGUAACUUAUGGAAGAACUCUGCAAAAUAGAAGGGGAGAAAUAGUUCAGGAUGAUCAUCAUGACUUUCAGAGUUAUGUGUCAAUGUUUCAAAGUUUGAAAAGGAUUAGUAUUAUGAGAUGUCAUUUGCUCAAGUAUAUAUUACCUGUUUCAUUUGGAAGAGGACUGGUGAAAUUGGAAGCUAUAGAAAUCACAGAUACUCCCGAGUUGAGAUAUGUAUUUGGUCAUUCUUCCCAUCAAUAUCCAAACAAGUUCAAAAUUGAGCUUCCUGCUUUGGAAAAAGUAGCACUCUACUGUAUACCAAAUCUGAUCGCCAUUUGUCCAGAAAACUACCAUGCAACAUGCUCAUCUUUGCAACUUCUUGUCAUGAAUGAUGUUGGUCUAUCAAUGAAUAAUUGGAUGGUUGAUUCUGGAGCCGCACACUCAGAUCUUAGUUCUACUAAAACAGAUGAAGGAGAAACAAGUAUGCCUAUUGAGAAGAAGUUAACGUCUGUUAUUAUUGAGAACGGAUCCGAAAUGGAAGGCAUUUUUCAAAUGAAGGGAUCCCCAAGUGAGAAUGGACAACAAGUAAUGUCUUGGUUAGAAGACCUUAAAUUGAACAAUUUGCCAAAGCUAAUGUACAUAUGGAUGGGUUCCAUACAACAUUGUGUGAGCCUUCAACAUCUUCACAAAAUACAUAUUUGCAAUUGUCCAACACUAAAAUCUAUCUUCUCCAUCUCUGUCUUGAGAGUCCUGCCUCUGUUGAAGAUCCUAGUGCUAGAACAAUGUGAAGAAUUGGAGCAAAUCAUUGAAGAUGAUGACGAAGAAAAUGAAAAUGUCCCGAAUCCUCAAGUGUGGUUCUCGCAGCUAAAGUUUCUUCUUGUCACCCAAUGCAACAAAUUGAAGCAUUUGUUUUCUUUCCACACAUCCCAUGAAUUUCCAGAAUUGGAAUAUCUGACCCUCAAUCAAAAUUCUAGUCUAGUUCAAGUGUUUAAAGUAGUUUCUGGUGUGCGAGAAGGGACAAUGGAAAUUUUGCUUCCAAAACUGAAACAUGUAAUGCUAAUGCAACUGCCAAACCUCAAUAAUAUAUGUCAAGGGAUUGAGUUUCAGACUCUCACCAAUCUUUUGGUGCACAAUUGCCCAAAAUUCUUACUAACUUCAACGACUACUAACGAGGACAUGCUACAAACCUGUGAUAGUGACAAGGAAAUUGGUUUCUAUCUCCGUCCACACUUACAUGACAUAAGUUGUACAACAACAAAUGACCACGAGUUCCUUACAUCAAAGAUCAAAAACAAAGGGAUACAAGAUUUACAAUCACAGGAGCAGAAACUGUCACUCAUUCCUUUACCAAACUUGACAGAGGAGUUUGUUAAAGGACAAUCAAUGGAUGAACCUUAUUUGACGAGACAACAAAAGCCACUUGGAGAAUCUAGGUUUACUGAAGAGGAAACAGCAUCAAAGAAUGUGGAUAUAGUAGCUUUGUCAAUUCAUUCUGAAUCUGAUAGCUCACAUUCAAGUCCAUUAGCUACCUCUCAAAGUAGGUCACAUCCACAUUAUGAAAUCAGCUUCAGCCAAACCGAGACUUACACUAAUAAAGAAAACAAAGACCGUCCUGUAUAUAUAGGUGACUCGGAGGACAAUGAUCUCAAACCUGUCAAAGAAGAUGAUGAAAGUCAAAUAGCCACACCUUGUGUUUCUGAAGCAACUGCAGUGUGUCAUUCAACUGAAUAUAACUUCGUUGAAAAGGCUCUUUCUGACCUGGAAGAGUCUUUGAGGAUACCUCUAAGGGACAUAGCUAGCUCAGAGGCAAACAGCCUUCGCCUUCUAACGACUCUUAACUUCUUGUCCCACCUUUCUUUAAAAGAUGUAGCUCUAUCAGAUGGACUCCAAGCUGUAAUCGACACUAUGCACACAGAAUUCCCAACCAUCCUACGCUCCUUCAAGCAAGCCUUUUCUAUCACAGACAAAUUUGCUAUGACUGAUGCUCAUCAUGACGAGGUAGCCAUUACUCUUGCUUCCAAAAUUUCCAACGCGGAAAGUUUUUUGAAUGAAGCUCAACAGAGGGAAGCAGCUUUAAAGGAACAGAUCAUUCAAUUGGAGAAAGAAGUAAAAUGUCUUCAAGAGGAAAAUGAAAAAUGCAUUCAAGAAACUAUAGGCUACAAAAUGGAGUUGGAGAAUGUGGUCAAAGACAAGUAUGAAAUUUUGGAAGAUCAAAUGAAAGCUCGGCAACAAAUAUUUGAGGUCGAUUAUAAAUGGUCUGCUUUACUUAGUCAGUUUCAGUACAACCACAUUGUUGCAAGAAAUCCUUCUUGACGAUUUUACUUAUUUGUUACUUUUGUUUUAAUAAACUGAAGAGAUUCAAUAUCCUAAAAGUAACGGAUACACUAUAGGAAUUGAUUGAAACAAAAGUAAAGUUUAGUACUUCUAAUCUGUCAUAUUUUAUUAUGAUUUUUAUGAUUUUUUUAUAUAAACUAUUGGAUUUUGCAUCAAGUGUAUCUCAUAAUGGUGAGAAAUGAAGGAACUGAUAUGUAUUGCAGUUGUAAAAUAACAAUAAGGUUAAAAAUCGUUUGCAACACAACCAGAAAGCACAAAUGAAACUCAGCU